Molecule: messenger RNA, 2213 nt
Organism: Paramacrobiotus metropolitanus
Lineage: Eukaryota; Metazoa; Tardigrada; Eutardigrada; Parachela; Macrobiotidae
Exons: 2
Coding region: 106-1941 (611 amino acids)
Source: RefSeq, a predicted model, not a curated record
UCGAAAAUGAUAAAUGAGUCUUAGAUCUUCAUAAAAGGCUGGUAUAAAAGAUGCAGUUUAAUGGCAGCAUUUUUGUUAUCCAAUAACAGGAAGUAGAAAUUGUUAAUGCGAUUUCGCUGCAGCAUCUUGUUCAUUUUUUUCACUUUUUAUUUUGCCAGCUGCACUAUGAAUUCUGUUUUCUCGCUUUUCGUUCUGCUAAUUGUUCUGCAUGGUCCACUCGGUUAUGCAUACAGCGACAACAAAAAGGGUCAGUUUACUGCAGCAAUGCCGGAAGAGUUCCCUGUGUUUUCCACCGAGCCAAUGACACAUGACCAGUGUGGCAUGCAGUUCACCGCUAACUGUCAGCCGAAUUAUACUGACUACUUUUACACCAGGGUUAACUGCACGCAGUAUCAAGGUUUGGCUAUGUUUUGUAACGCCAGUGCCAGUGCAACGGAAAUUCAUCAACUGGCUGUAUCCCUAUCUCAACCUCCGCUGCGAGCUAUGGACAUGAUCCUGUACGACAGUGAGGAACUGAACUUUGAAACGGUGGCGCCUGUUAGAAAGUCGACAGUCAUUUUGGAAUUGCGCAACUGUGUGUCCGCUCGCGCAACGGGGAAACUGUACGAGCUGGGGAUGCCUAAUUUAUUGGAUUUUACCACAUAUAACUGCUACGAUUUAGUGGUUAAAAAGGUGGAUUUCUGGCAUUCGCUCCGCCUAAGAAUGAUUCAGUUUGCCAACUCCACAUUGCAGUAUCUGGAAAAGGGCACCUUUACUGAUCUGCCAGGACUGCGGUUGUUGUCAAUGGACGGGUACUUGGAUCAGAUGGAGGUCUUUAACGAUGAUCUGCAAGAUUAUCUGAAGCGCCUGCAUUGUGGAUGUGACUAUGCAUGGCUGCGACAAUUUCUCAGCACAGACAGACUUCUAAUAAGAAAUAUUACUGAAGGCGAUACGUACGCUAUCCGUACAAACUCCCACAGAAACGCAGCCGCGGCGAAAAGGGAACUUUAUCUUCCCGUUGAUUGUGCUGCUGAUCCUUUUCCACUUGCCAAUAACUCUAUUGAUUUUACUCAAGAAAGGUUUUCCGUGAACGAGGAUCCGUAUGUGAAUAAGUGGCGCGACGGAUGCAAGAAGGACAAAUUUGAGAAUGAGGCUUUCCCGGACUUCUCCCUGGAGACAAUGACCCCGGAAGAGUGCGCUGUGCAGGCCGAAUGUCUCUGUGCGCCCAGCGACAUUCCGUAUACGAACUGUACCGCGUCACCGAAUGCCGGGUUAUACCAAAUCGUUGAUACCGAUUGUAACAACGAAAGCAGUACAAAGCAUAUAAGGCGAGUGACGACCGCUAUAGCCAAACUGCCGCUACGUGCGACUAGUCUUUUACUCUUUGGUAAGUCACCGAUCACCUUCAGCGAUAUCGCUCCAGUCCGGCGUCAAAUUGUCCUGUAUACUUUCAUGAACUGCACCAGUCCGCGUGACAAUGAUAAGCUUAGGCAGCUGGUAUUUCCAAAUCUCCUUGAGUACAAUAUGUGGCACUGUGCAGACCUUGUCGUGAAAAAGUCGGAUUUCCAGUAUUCUCCGAAACUGAGGGACAUCACGUUCUAUAAUACGACCAUCCGUGCACUGGACGGAAACGCUUUCGCCAGUCUGCCUGACUUACGCAUCCUCUCAAUAGAAUUCGACAUGACAGAUGUCCCAUUCGACGGAAGGAUUCGAGAUUAUUUGUUUAGACUGCACUGCAGUUGUGAGUUUGCCGGAUUUCGUCGAUGGUGGAGCAACAAUACAGCUUUACUGCGUUCCGCGGAGGAUGGCGAAGUGUUCAGUCCAGCCGGGUCAUGGAGCAGCACCUAUGAAAGACCCUGGCGAUUGUAUUUGCCGGUUGAUUGCGCAAAAGUCAAGUCGGAGGACCAUUUUGUUGACUUCAACGCGACAAGUUUCUCACUGAAUGAACCUGCUUGUGAAUAAAUAUGAGUUAACUGGAGAUGUAAAUAUACAGUACAGUGAUUCACUACAGCAGCGGUAUCAUCCGGCUCAUUUUGACACACCCGUUCAUAUCUCCUCACAUACGCUGCUAAUGAUACGCUCAUCUCGCCAGUGCAGGAAAUGCUCGAUCUAUAUAAAAAUUUAAUUAUAGUGUGUUUUUUUAAGAUGAUUAGGAUUAUAUUUGUGAUGAUAUUUGAAAGUCCGAUUAUAUUGUUGCAAUUGUUAUUUUUGAAUUUAUGUGCAAUGCAUUAAAA